This is a messenger RNA of Sclerotinia borealis F-4128, 1707 nucleotides long. NCBI's taxonomy places the organism in Eukaryota, Fungi, Ascomycota, Leotiomycetes, Helotiales, Sclerotiniaceae. The record is from the annotation of a GenBank genome assembly.
AUGAACUUCAACUUGGCGGAAGUAUGGGGCGAGCUUCUGAGCUCGAUUGCAAACAAUGAAGCGGUUCUAAGAGAGCUUCUCGAAGGUCGCCCGGAGAUCGAAAAGGCGAGGGAUUUGAACUACAUAUUUAUGAAUUAUCUCUCUAUCAUUCACAAAAUCUUCACUAUAAAGGUGGGAGGUGCAUGGAUUGAUCCUAGAGCCAGGAUACCUAGUGACUUGGAGUUUGUCGAAAUGCUGAAAUUGCUCGUCCGCUACACACACGAUAUCACUACUUGGAUCGAGGACCAUGAUCGAAGCGGUCUGCCAUGGAAAUGCAUCAAGGAGUUCUACUCAGGAUCUCUUCUUGAAGUCGACACGCAGUGCCAGAUAUGGUGGACACUGGCGGAUAUGACAACACUCAAUCAAGGGACAAGACCGUUCUCGAUGCCAUCACCAUUGUCGCCAACCGGAAUAAGGCCUUCGCAAUUUGACACGCAUGAGGCUCCACCGACUCCAGCGUUGUCUUUCACAGAAUACCAAAGUCCGUCCAUUGCUUCUUCCAAGUUCAGUGGCCCAUCCACCAUAACGUCCUUCAAUGAAGACCAGAUCGCAGUUGGAAUGCCGUCAAGUUGGAACGAUGCCGGAGAACCAGGAUUUGCCUCACACUUCAAUCCACUUGGCGGGUUUGACCAGAGAUUUUUGAAUAAUGGUGGUAGCCAACGUGGAGCGUCAAUAAUACAGCAGUCUGCGGCAACUAUGCCAUCUACACCUCGACUAGAACAGCAAGGAUUUGUACCCUCACCUAAUCCGAGUCUAGCACUUCAAAGUUCUGCCAAUAAGCGAAAUGGAUAUUUUCAGCCAAUGCCCCCGCCGGUUCGAAAGGUUGCUAUACCACGGCUCCAAAAACAAGGAGCUUUUGAGCCACUUCUCCCGCCAAUUCAGAACUCGGCACUUCGAUCUUCUCCCGCCAUCGAAAAAGCUUCGAGUUGUGCACCACCUAAGAAGCGACGAUACACAAAGCCUUCAGCAGAAACCCUGAUCGCCAGACAACAAAAGCGACAAGCAGUAGGCAGCGAGAAGCCGAAACAGAAUCCAGUGUCUACUGAAUAUGAAGUUUUUACACCUGGCCCAGCAUCUUCGCCUGGCACUUUGGGGAAUGACUUAUGUCGCGGCGCCCUUGAAUAUUCCGGAGAAUCUUAUAGAUCCGACCGCUCGAUCUUACCAACAUUUACUUCUGCCAACACCAACAGAUCGCCAUCUAUGCCCAAUUCAAAUCACAAUUCGAAUCAAGGUGCUAGUACUUCACAUUUGCACUGGGACGACGCACCGUCAGCUACCUUUAACUCAAAUCAGGGAAUUGGAAACACAGGCCUUGGACUCUCUAGUCCUCCAAUGAACCGCGAUUUCAGGAACUUUGAGGGUCUUGUACCUAACUUAUGUAUGGAUAUGAAUAUGGGACACGCAGGCACAUGUGUUAUCCCCCAGAAUACAAUGCAUAUCAAUUCACCAAUGCACUACUCGAAGACGAGCGGAGGCAACUUUAAUGGUGCAACCCAGAAAAUACGACAAAACAUGUCCAACAAUGCCGUCAAAAUGGGGAAUGUUCUAGGAAUGGAACAAAUUAUGGGCCAUAAUCAGUUGAAUUCAUUUACCUCGUGGGACAAAAAUCUGCUUGAGCCACGACAGGUACUUGAGAAUGAUUUUAUGGAUGAAGAUUUUGGCUCUUAG